CUUCCUAGCGUCUUUCUGCCAGAUCCUCCCCUUGGCCGUGAGUCUCCUGUCACAUCAGUCUACUGCUGAAGCCUGAGUUGGAGUUUUUCUCUCCUUGUGCACCGCAAACCUAUUACUUCACGCAGAUUGCUCGCGGCCCGAUCAUUUCACACGGUCACAAUUCAUUCCUCUUUGGCCCGGAGGCAGGGGGCCUGGAGGCGCUUAGGAUGCCCGACGCUCCGCGCUCUUCAGCGGCCGGCUGGCAGCCGAGAACAAGCGCUCGGCGCGCGUUCUGGUCUGUCUGUGCCUGGAACGCGCCGGGGGCCCGCGCUCGCUCCCGUGCCUCCUCGCGCCCGCGGCGGCCCGGACGGCGCGCGCCGCCUCUCGCUCGUCCUCAGGACAACCGUGUCGGCCCUCGCGGCGCGCGCCCGGGGCCGGCCCCAGCUUCCCACUCGGGCGGGCAGGCUCGUGGGUUCGUUUGCCCCGCCCCCCGGCGCCGCUGCUGGGCGCUUGCGCGGGGCGCGUGGCCGUGGUCCGGGUCUCCGCAGCAGCCCGAGCUGCCGCCGCCGCCGCUGCUGCCGUCGCCUCAGUCAGUCAGUCAGUCCCCAGCAAUGGCGGAAGGAGGUGAGCGAGAGGAGCUGCUCUCGCCGCCACCGGUCUCUCCGGCCAAGCGGUUGUGCUCAUGGCCCAGCCCGCAGGCUCGCCACCGUCGCGGUUCGCCGGGGGCGGCCAGCGGAGGGGUGGGGGGUGUCGGCAGCAGCUGCCUGGCCCCCGGGGCCCGCCCCCACCUGCAGCCGGAGUCCUUGCUGGACUGCGCCGCCAAGACGGUGGCGGAAAAGUGGGCGUACGAACGGGUGGAGGAGCGCUUCGAGAGGAUCCCGGAGCCGGUGCAGCGCCGCAUCGUCUACUGGUCCUUCCCGCGGAAUGAGCGGGAGAUCUGCAUGUACUCCAGCUUCCAGUACCGGGGCGGCCCCGGCGCCGGCGCGGCUGGAGGCGCCACGGGGGCUUCGCCGGCCGAGGAGGGGCCGCCGCCACCCCCCGGGGCCGCUGCUCCGGCCGGCCCCGCCCCCGGGGCCGCCUCGGCAGGGGCAUCCCCUGGGCUGGGCACUGGGGCUGGCGUAGCCGGCGGCGGCGGUAGCGGCGGCGAAGGUCUGCCGUUCCGCCGGGGCAUCCGUCUGCUGGACAGCGGCUCGGUGGAGAACGUGCUGCAAGUCGGCUUUCAUCUGAGUGGCACAGUAACUGAGCCAGCCACUGCUUCAGAACCAGCAGUGACUUACAAAGUUGCAAUCAGUUUUGAUCGAUGCAAAAUCACUUCAGUGACAUGUGGCUGUGGGAAUAAAGACAUAUUCUACUGUGCUCAUGUGGUAGCACUCUCACUCUACAGGAUCCGUAAACCAGACCAAGUCAAAUUGCGUCUUCCUAUCUCGGAAACCCUUUUCCAGAUGAAUAGGGACCAGCUACAGAAGUUUAUUCAAUAUUUAAUCACAGCACACCACACCGAAGUUCUUCCAACUGCACAAAAACUGGCAGAUGAGAUUCUGUCCUCCAAUUCAGAAAUCAACCAAGUGAAUGGUGCCCCUGAUCCCACAGCUGGGGCCAGCAUUGAUGAUGAGAACUGUUGGCACUUGGAUGAAGAACAGGUGAAAGAACAAGUUAAGCUCUUUCUUUCCCAGGGUGGUUACUAUGGCUCUGGAAAGCAGCUCAACUCUAUGUUUGCCAAGGUUCGAGAGAUGUUGCGGAUGAGAGAUUCUAAUGGAGCCAGGAUGCUGACACUUAUAACUGAGCAGUUUAUGGCUGACCCACGACUCACACUUUGGAGGCAGCAAGGAACAAGCAUGACAGACAAGUGCAGGCAACUCUGGGAUGAAUUAGGGGCUUUAUGGGUGUGCAAUUUAAAUCCACACUGCAAACUGGAGGAAAAAUCCUGUUGGCUGCAGCAACUGCAGAAGUGGAGUGACCUUGAUGUCUGUCCCCUAGAGGAUGGGAACUAUGGGCAUGAACUUCCCAACAUCACCAAUGCACUUCCCCAGAAUGUCAAUCACAGCCCAGACUCCUUAUCCAGACCAAGACGAACAGUGUUCACUAGAGCCAUUGAAGGCCGUGAGUUACAUUGGCAAGACAGCCACCUACAGCGAAUUAUCAGCAGUGAUAUAUAUACAGCUCCUGCCUGCCAGCGAGAAAGUGAGCGACUACUCUUUAAUUCCCAUGGCCAGCCCCUGUGGCUUGAGCAUGUGCCUACAGCUUGUGCUCGGGUUGAUGCUUUGCGUUCUCAUGGUUAUCAAGAGGCCCUCAGACUCACGGUGGCCAUUAUUAAUACUCUGAGGUUGCAACAGCAGCGGCAGUUGGAAAUCUACAAGCAUCAGAAAAAAGAACUGUUGCAGAGAGGAACCACAACCAUCACAAACCUGGAGGGCUGGGUGGGCCACCCCCUGGAUCCCAUUGGCUGCCUGUUUCUGACUUUGACUGAAGCCUGCCGCCUGAAUGAUGAUGGCUAUAUGGAAGUGUCAGAUAUGAAUGAAAGCAGACUCCCUGUAUACCAGCAUGUACCUGUGGCUACAGGCUGCCCAAACAGCAGUGAGUCCUACCUGUCAUUGGCCCUGGAAGUUGCUCUGAUGGGCAUGGGUCAACAGAGGGUAAUGCCUGAAGGCCUGUAUGCCCAGGACAAAGUGUGUCGUAAUGAGGAACAACUUCUAAGCCAACUCCAGGAACUGCAGCUGGACGAUGAGCUAGUACAAACACUGCGGAAACAGUGCAUCUUACUACUAGAAGGAGGCCCCUUCAGUGGCCUAGGAGAAGUCAUCCACCGAGAGAGUGUUCCCAUGCAUACCUUUGCCAAGUAUUUGUUCUCAGCUUUACUGCCUCAUGAUCCAGACCUGUCCUAUAAAUUAGCCUUACGUGCCAUGAGGUUACCUGUUCUAGAAAAUUCAGCCUCUGCAGGUGACACUUCCCACCCACACCAUAUGGUGUCUGUGGUGCCCAGCCGUUAUCCUCGCUGGUUCACACUUGGACAUUUGGAAUCACAGCAAUGCGAACUAGCCUCCACCAUGCUGACUGCUGCCAAAGGGGAUACUCUGAGACUUCGAACUAUUCUGGAAGCAAUACAGAAGCACAUCCAUUCUUCCUCUCUCAUCUUUAAACUGGCUCAAGAUGCAUUCAAGAUUGCUACUCCCACCGACAGUGGUACAGACAGCACCUUGCUCAACGUAGCCCUGGAGCUAGGGUUACAGGUGAUGCGAAUGACCUUAUCAACCCUUAACUGGAGGCGCAGGGAAAUGGUUCGAUGGUUGGUGACCUGUGCUACAGAAGUGGGUGUGCGGGCCCUGGUGAGCAUCUUGCAGAGCUGGUACACACUCUUCACCCCCACCGAGGCUACUAGUAUUGUAGCUGCUACAGCUGUUUCUCAUACCACUAUCCUGCGCCUCAGUCUUGAUUACCCACAGCGGGAGGAACUGGCUAGUUGUGCUCGCACACUGGCCCUGCAAUGUGCUAUGAAGGAUCCACAGAGCUGUGCCCUGUCAGCCCUCACACUCUGUGAGAAAGACCACAUCGCCUUUGAGGCAGCCUACCAGAUUGCCAUUGAUGCUGCUGCUGGUGGUAUGACCCAUUCACAGCUGUUCACCAUUGCCCGCUAUAUGGAGCUUCGUGGCUACCCGCUACGUGCCUUCAAGCUGGCCUCACUAGCCAUGAGCCAUCUUAACCUGGCCUACAACCAGGACACCCACCCAGCCAUUAAUGAUGUGCUCUGGGCUUGUGCCCUCAGCCACUCCCUGGGCAAGAAUGAGUUGGCAGCCCUCAUCCCCCUGGUGGUGAAGAGUGUACACUGUGCCACAGUGCUUUCAGACAUCCUGCGGCGCUGCACAGUGACUGCACCUGGCCUAGCUGGCAUUCCAGGCCGCCGCAGCUCUGGAAAGCUCAUGUCGACUGACAAAGCUCCAUUGCGCCAGCUGCUGGAUGCCACCAUCAAUGCCUAUAUCAACACUACACACUCACGCCUGACACACAUCAGCCCUCGACACUAUGGAGAGUUCAUUGAGUUUCUGAGCAAGGCUCGGGAAACCUUCCUGCUGCCCCAGGAUGGCCACUUGCAAUUUGCCCAGUUCAUUGACAACCUCAAACAGAUUUACAAAGGAAAGAAGAAGCUGAUGCUGCUGGUUCGAGAGCGCUUUGGCUGAAAAAGCAGAUAGCUUACUGCCAGGGCAGCCUGGGUACCCAGGUACCAUCAAGUCAGGCCAAGGACAUUGAAGCCUUUGUCUGCCCUGGGAGGACUCUGAGCACCUGUGGCUGAGGCCAAAGGACCACAGGGCUAAGGUUAGAGACAGUCCAACUCUAACCAAUGUUUCUGCCUUGGCAUACUUCUCACUACAGCCCACUGUUCCUGGAGGAGCUGGGCCCUGCAGAUCGAUCAGAAAUCCCACAACAUGCCACCUCACGCCCCUAUAUCCUGCGUGUCCUGGGCAUUGGCCCUUUUUCCCUUGGCAAACACAGACACUGUUCCGUCUCAGGGAUUGCUUAACCAGAGAAACAGAAGCAUUUAUGGUACUGUAAAUACUAUAGUAUAUGUGUUGCCAAUUAUUGUAAAGUUGUAACUAUUUAUAAUUCUGGUUCUGAUUUGAUGGGCACCUAAAGUAGCUGUGGGUGGGAGGAUAGGCUUGUUUUCUGAGGAGACUCAUAACCAUUUCUCAGGUUUCCCUUGCAGAGUAUAUGCUGUUGGCAGUGGACAAGUAGGGGUGGCAGGGAGAAAAUGGCCAUUAAAAUGAAUCCCAAGUCUCAUCUAUGCAGAAACCCCAGCCUGCAGACAGGGCGUCUGUAGUCCAGUGGUGGGUGAGGGAGAGGCCAAGACUGGACUUAAGACUUUUACUAUGAGGACACUGAGGCUCCUGCUCCUGCCUCACACAACCUCUCCAGGAGCCUGCUGAACUCCUGAGUAACAAGUACAGGGAGAAGAUGAAGGUCUGGGAAGCCAUUUGAGCUCAUAAUAUUCAUAUACUCUGUCACCUUUAUGUUAAGAGUAUCUGGUUUCAUCUAAUUUAUAUAUGUGAUGUGUGUGUUGGAUUGUGGGUUUGUGUGAUCAUUGUUUCAUUUGUGUACAUGUGAGAAUACAUAGCUAAGUGCACUCAUGUUUGCAUAGUUAGUACAUGUUUGUACUAACAUGAGUACAAGUGUAUAGAUGGCUGUGUGUGUGUGUAUGCCUGCUAUCCAUGGAUCUUUGUGUCUUUGUAUGUGUAACCAAGAUAUUUCUACAUGGGUAUGUCUGUGUAUUCAUGUUGGAAGAUCUGUAUGAAUGUGUCCCUUCUCUUUAUGCCAGAUAUCUCUUCUCCAUUCCUCUCUGCUCUCUCAACAGCUGAACAUUUGUUCCCAUCUCUGUGGUCCUCCCUUCACCAUUCUUUCUUGACAAAUAAGCUUCUAAGCACCAGUGUCCCUCUGCCCUAAGAUAGGCUACUUCAACUCUACAGUUCUCAACCAACUUGCUUUCUUACCCUGCCUUUCUACCUCAAACUUCCUCUGCCUGCUUUUGUCUCAGUCCCAGUGGUCACUGAUUUGGAGAUUGAAGCUGGUAUCCCUUGGCCUUUCCCUUUCCCACCAAGUGGGCAAUCCUUAUCUUAGCCCUAACGACCGCCACAGUGUAUCAUGUUCCUGCUACGUUCCUGACCUCUGUGUUCAACCUGGAGUUAUUAUAGGAAGUAGCAAGGGCAUUCAGAAGAGUCAACUGGAUACCAGUUUUUUGGGUGUUUACUGUUUUGUGUCUUCGUUCCUGAGUUGGGGUGGGGUUUGAUAGGGAAUGGGUGAUAUAGCUAGAGUGUGAACUAAGAACCUGCUUUGCUUAAUUUUCCUCUUGGAAAAAUGUCAUCUUUUUUAUUCCAAACUGAUCAGAAAGUUGUAUUUGCUGUUUGUGGCUACUAAAGUGUUACUCUCCAGCCAAGGGCCCCUACAACAUCUCAGCCCAAUGGGUUGGUAAACAAGAGAAGCCACUCCCAUUUCUGUAUCACGAUUGCCCUUUUUUUUAGCAAGUGUGUGAAUUCACAGUGCUUUUCUAUGAAUAAAUCAUGAAUCACAGAAACAAUCAUUUUUCUAAAAGUAGAACUUGUGUUCUCUCAAUAAAUGAGGCCCUUCUCUGUUUCUGCAUUGCUCUAACUGGGACAGGGAACUAUUUGGGCCUAACAUGGAUGUAGAAAAUGACAGAUGAAGAAUUUCCUGCCACACUAGACUCCUCUCCAGAGUUCACAAGCACUUCAGAAGCUUGUCCUCAGAGGUGUCACUGUGAUGGGCAGGAUCCCAAGAUCCUGAGAAAAUUAAAGGGUAUGAUCAGAAAACAAUACAAAGCAACACUUAAGUGGCAGAGGGCCCUUUAGCUUCAGAGGGCUUCUUGCCUUGGUGAUGGGUAAUCUAAGGCUUAAAUCUCAAACAACUUAGCUUUGAGUCUUUUAUGUCUUCCCCAUCAUUUGGUGUCAAAGUUGAAGGUUCCUUAGCUUCUCCCUCCUUACCUAGAUUGCAUCUUUCUUUCUAGGAUUCCCUGAAGUGUUUUAGGCACUUCAGUGCCUCUCUUUGAUCUGCAUUCCCCUUCCUCCCCAGACACAAAGCCUAUCAAUUUGGGCUUUGUAUGCUGUAGGGAAUCCACUCCCUCAAUACACUGUCAUAGUCCCAAUUUCUAGGAAGCUUUACCCAACUCCCUGUAGCUCUGGGGCUUGGAUAUCUAAAGGUACAAUGCUAGUGAGAACCCUGACUUUAAGUGCUAUAAUACAUGUUCAUUGAUAAUGGAGCCUUGAGACUUAUGGGAGAGGAUACAGAGGAGGCCCCAGGGAAGGAGUGCAGGCUUAAGGAAUUGAAGAUAAGAGCACAAAUCUUUCACAAACAAAAUCACAUACUAGAUUUCAACUAUGGAACUUUAUUCUCCAGAAAACAAUCAUCCAUAUACUUGAGGGAAAAGGUAUAUGCUUAGUUCUGUCUAAGUAGACGUGAAUGUCUGUGCACAGCAUCCACAAAAGCUCCUACAUGUUCUGGGUCCAUGUCAGGGUAAAGCCCAUGGCCUAGGUUGGCAAUGUAGCGUUGUGGCCCAAAGUCAUCAAGCAUCUUCUGCACCAUUUGCCCAAUCUCCUCCUGGGGGACCAAAAGAGCACUGGCUAUAAGAAGGUUUGUAAACCCCUGUCCUUCCUAUGUAUAAUAGUAACAUAUACAUAUGUAGGCAUGCUUUUACUCAGUGUUAUUUAUCAUUAAAUCAAUA
This is a messenger RNA of Sciurus carolinensis (gray squirrel), 7198 nucleotides long. It is a transcript of the gene Zswim5, whose product is annotated as zinc finger SWIM-type containing 5. NCBI's taxonomy places the organism in Eukaryota, Metazoa, Chordata, Mammalia, Rodentia, Sciuridae. Gene Ontology annotation, cellular component: Cul2-RING ubiquitin ligase complex. The record is from RefSeq and is a predicted model, not a curated record. Gene Ontology annotation, molecular function: zinc ion binding.